AUGCAUCAUUCGUCCUUGUCCAGCUCGUCUUCGCUGUCGGGCGGGCCUCCAACUGAAUACUCACCUUUCCAGAGCUAUGACGGCACUUUGGCACCACCAUAUGGGAACCUCCUGUAUCCUACGAGCCAGCUUCAUGGCCAUGGAGGACAUCACUCGACAAACCCGUUGGAUCACGCCAGGAUCCCUGCAGUCGCUUCAAGAUACCCUUUUCCAGCAUACUCGCGGAGUACAUCGCCAACUGGACGGCACCGAGCGGAAAUCGGGUCAGAGUAUUCUGCCAGUCUGGCACCAUCACAAUUUCCUUCCCCAGGCGCGGUGCCAGCCGUCACUGCUGGGUCGGAGGGCUAUCCGUCCCCUUCUGUCGCCUCUGGCUACACCUCCGACGUGGCCAAUACGGCAUGGGCAAAACCCGAAUACUCGUCAAUAGAACCUCAUCCUUACUAUGCAAGCACAGCUGUUUCUCCGCCCAUCGCGAACCCCGAGACACGACAUGUCAGGACAACCCGCGCUCCGAAGCGUCAGACACGUAAAUUGACGACCAAGGAGGAUGCCAACUUUCAGUGCGAGGUUCCGGGGUGUGGAAAACUAUUCAGUAGAAGCUACAACUACAAGGCGCACAUGGCGACACAUAACGAGAACCGGGCUUAUCCAUUUCCUUGCCCCGAACCAGAGUGCGGCAAGAAGUUCGUCCGCAAAACCGAUCUUCAACGACACAACCAGAGCGUCCACACCAAAGAGCGAAGUCACAAAUGCGAUUUUUGCCACCGGAUGUUUGCCAGAAAGGACACUCUUCGAAGACACAUGGACGACGGGUGCUCUCGACGUUUUGACAUCGAAACAGUCGACAUGGGCCGUGGCAGCCACACAGACUACGAGGCCGCCGGCAAGGCAGGAGCACAGGCUGUGGAGACUCUUCAUGUGCCGGGCUUACACCACUACUCAUCACAAAUGAGCAUGCCUCCAGCCUCAGGGAGCAACAAAUUUCUGGGUCACCUGAAUGCCUAUCCAGAUGGCUGA
Messenger RNA from Microdochium trichocladiopsis, 1017 nucleotides. RefSeq lists its product as uncharacterized. Lineage: Eukaryota; Fungi; Ascomycota; Sordariomycetes; Xylariales; Microdochiaceae. The transcript has 2 exons. The record is from RefSeq and is a predicted model, not a curated record. The coding region runs from base 1 to 1017 and encodes 338 amino acids. Gene Ontology annotation, cellular component: nucleus. Gene Ontology annotation, biological process: regulation of transcription by RNA polymerase II. Gene Ontology annotation, molecular function: RNA polymerase II cis-regulatory region sequence-specific DNA binding; DNA-binding transcription factor activity, RNA polymerase II-specific.